AUGGCGCUAUAUACACCGCCUGAUAAACCAGACUCCUCCAAUGGAGAUGACCAUCCCAAGAAUGGCUCGAUAAAUGACUCAAACAAUGACAACGACGAAUUUGAAAUGAAACGUCAUAAAUUCUACCCUCGACCUAGUCUAGGCUUGAAAUUAUGGGGACCCUUAGUUCCUGCUUCCGAUAAUAAGAAUGGGUUAUGGACCCUUAUCGGUGUACAAACCGCAAUGGGGGUCUUUUGCUUUUACAGAUUCAGAAAAUUAGGUAUAAGGCCCUUUUCCACAUCACCUACUGCUUCUCCAUUAGGAUUUAUUAAAAAUGCAACUACUUUCAAACAGAAUGGGAAAAAUACUAUUAAAGAUAUCGCUGAUCUUCCCUCAUUAAACAGAUUUUCCACUUCUCAUGGAGAGCUCUUAGUCAAUGACAGUGCUAAGGGUGUAACUCCUGGAGAGAUUUCAACUGCACUUAAACCAGGCUUAACGGGCUCAUCAAUGUCAUCAUUUUCGAAAAAGACCAGUUAUGAUGGUAAAAAUAAUGAAAACUUUAACUAUUCAAGUAAGUUCACCACGUUUAAAAGAGCUCUAUAUAUUUUUACCGGGGCAUUAUUACUUUCUCAAUCAUUACUGGAAACAUGUAGGCUAGAAAUAUUGAAGUAUGAUCCUUGGUUGGAGGAGGCAAAGAGUGUUCGUGAUAAGAAAUUGUUCAAUGAUAUAAUAAAAUUCUAUCAUGAAGGAAUUGAUCCAACUAAAGUCAAUGUAAGAGAUGUCAUGAGUGGUAACCCUGUAUCCACCAAUAUACCAGAAGUAAAACAAAGUGUGGCAUUGGUGAGAGCCCAAAGUGAAGCAGAAAACCCAGUGAUUAAAUGGUUUGGUCCCAUUGAGUAUAAACCUAUGACAUUCACAGAAUAUUUGGAUAGGGUAGAAUAUCAUUUAGAAAUGUUUGAAUAUUUCCUGAGUAAGAGAGCUGUAAACACUUUACUUUGGGAGACCAUUCGACCAAGCUCAAUUGCCUUGGAAGAAGUCAAAAAUAAGAAUGAUCAAUUCAAGGAAAAAAUUCAUAAAAAGUUCUUAAAAAGCCAACCUUCUUUGCAUCAACAGCAUAUGAACCAAUUGUUACCAGAAGGUUCAUCCAGUGAAAAAACGAACACAGAAUCUAAACACCCAACCGAACAUGCACUUCCACCAGCCAUGGGUAGAAGAGGCAUUGUCUUUGAUGAGUCUAUAAAAUCUCCAGAAGAUAUAGAUUUAAAGGACAUCUGGUCAUUGUAUGAUCCAUGGAUGAGCUUGGCCCUAGAUACAUCUCUUAGUAUUAAGUUUAUUCCUACGGUGAAAAAACCUAUCGAGGAAGGAAUAAAUACUGGAAGCACUGAUGCGGUAAAAGAAAAUCCCACGGACAAAGAGGAGAAAUAA
This is a messenger RNA of Naumovozyma castellii, 1404 nucleotides long. RefSeq names its product Mgr1p (gene MGR1). The transcript has a single exon. NCBI's taxonomy places the organism in Eukaryota, Fungi, Ascomycota, Saccharomycetes, Saccharomycetales, Saccharomycetaceae. The record is from RefSeq and is a predicted model, not a curated record. The coding region runs from base 1 to 1404 and encodes 467 amino acids.